This is a messenger RNA of Penicillium macrosclerotiorum, 387 nucleotides long. RefSeq lists its product as uncharacterized. The record is from RefSeq and is a predicted model, not a curated record. NCBI's taxonomy places the organism in Eukaryota, Fungi, Ascomycota, Eurotiomycetes, Eurotiales, Aspergillaceae. Bases 1 to 387 code for a protein of 128 amino acids. The transcript has 2 exons.
AUGCAGUUGACCAACCUGCUCGGCCUGUGCCUCGCCGCCCUGGCCACCUCGGCCGCUGCCAUGCCCCGAAUCGCAGGACCAUACCGUGGUGAUCGCAUCGCCGUGCAUGUGCCCACCAACUCAACCGGCGCGCACAAUGCUACGACAACGGGCACGCACGCGAAGAAGCCGCUAACAACGGGCUCAGCUCACUCAAACGGCACCAGUGGCCGUCACUUCGGCCACGUCCACCACGUGCCCAACCACAUCAAGCACAUUAAUCACUGCCAGGAGUUGUGCUCUUUGGAGUCGCAGACAUGUACAAUUGCCGUCCCGGAUGACGAUAAGUUCUGUUGGAAAACAUAUUUGCGCUGCAUUGACCGAUGCCGGCCGGAAGAUUUCCAGUAG